UGUCACUAGGUCCCAGCUUUCCUGUUGUGCUGGGAGCUGAGUGAGGGAGCUCAGUCUGGGCGCUUGGAUUUUCAAACACAAAGCCAAGCUGGGAGCGGUGGGAGAACUGUCUGAACUCCUCCGUUACGAUGAGCAUCUUGCCAUGUUCCUCGUGCAGUUCGCAGGUUUAAACCACCUGUCCUUUGACCCUGGCAGCACUGAGUCCCUGGGGCUGGGCAGCGCUGCUGGCCUGCAGGUGUCAAGCAGCCCGGCUGAGGAUGGCAGUGAUCCGGGAAAGAGGAAGAGGAGCAGCAUUUCCCCAGAUGGUGGCAGAAAUCUGAGCCUGGACUCCAUUCCGAUGGGAUUGCCAAUGUCCGACCCGAGUGCCUGGGCCACUGCCAUGAACAACCUGGGCAUGGCUCCCAUGGGCAUGACAGGACAGCCCCUCCUGCCUGAUUUUGAUCCUGCUCUUGGAAUGAUGACUGGAAUUCCUCCGAUUAACCCCAUGAUGCCAGGUCUGGGGAUUGUCCCACCUCCCAUCCCUCCAGACAUGCCAGCCGUGAAGGAGAUCAUCCACUGCAAGAGCUGCACGCUGUUCCCACCUAACCCACAUCUUCCCCCUCCGGCCACGCGAGAGAGGCCCCCAGGGUGCAAGACAGUGUUUGUUGGAGGCCUACCAGAAAACGGGACAGAGCAGAUCAUCAUGGAGGUGUUUGAGCAGUGUGGGGAGGUCAUAGCCAUCCGCAAGAGCAAGAAGAACUUCUGCCACAUCCGCUUUGCUGAGGAGUUCAUGGUGGACAAGGCACUUUACCUGUCUGGCUACCGCAUCCGGCUGGGCUCCAGCACGGACAAGAAGGACACGGGGCGGCUGCACGUGGACUUUGCGCAGGCGCGGGACGACCUGUACGAGUGGGAGUGCAAGCAGCGCAUGCUGGCGCGCGAGGAGCGGCACCGGCGCCGCCUGGCCGAGGAGCGCUUCCGCCCGCCCUCGCCGCCCCCCGUCGUCCACUACUCCGACCACGAGUGCAGCGUGGUGGCCGAGAAGCUCAAAGAUGACACCAAGUUCUUGGAAGCCAUCCAGACCUUGCUAACCUGGAUAGAACGUGGGGAAGUGAACAGGAGAACUGCCAACAACUUCUACUCCAUGAUCCAGUCGGCCAACAGCCACAUCCGCAGGCUCGUCAAUGAGAAGGCAGCUCACGAGAAGGAGAUGGAAGAAGCUAAAGAAAAGUUCAAACUGGCUCUCUCAGGGAUCCUGGUGCAGUUCGAGCAGAUAGUGGCCGUGUACCAUUCUGCCUCCAAACAAAAGGCUUGGGACCAUUUCACGAAAGCUCAGCGUAAGAACAUCAGCGUGUGGUGCAAACAAGCAGAGGAGAUCCGUAACAUCCACAAUGAUGAACUGAUGGGCAUUCGGAGAGAGGAGGAGAUGGAAAUGUCUGAUGAAGAAAUAGAAGAUCCGUCAGAGAUGAAAGAAACGGAAGAGUCAGCGCUGGUGUCGCAGGUGGAGGCGCUGAAGGAAGAGAACGACAGCCUGCGCUGGCAGCUGGACGCCUAUCGCAACGAGGUGGAGCUGCUCAAGCAGGAGCAGGGCAAGGCCUCCAGGGAUGAGGACACCACCAAGGAGCAGCAGAUGAAGCUCCUCCAGCAGGCUCUGCAGGGCAUGCAGAAGCAUCUUUUGAAAGUCCAAGAGGAGUACAAAAAGAGAGAAGCUGAAUUGGAAAAAGUGAAAGAAGACAAACUGAAAAUAGAAACAUUACUAGAAAACCUGAAGGAGCAGCAGAGCAUGGCAGAUGAAGAGGACAAGGAGGGAGAUGCAGCUGACUGCCAAGGGAAUGAGAGCAGCAUGUCCAGAGUUUGUGCCUGCAGCCAAGAGAAGGAAUGUCCAGUGGAGAAGACCUUGAGCACCAGCCCUGUGAAGUCUGAGCGAGAAGUUCUCUUAGUUGGGAUAAUUUCAACAUUUCUCCACGUGCAUCCGUUUGGAGCCAGCAUUGAGUACAUCUGCUCCUACCUGCAGCGCCUGGACAGCAAGAUCUGCACGGCGGAGGUGGAAGUUCUCAUGACACGACUGCAGAACACGUUCCGGCAGGAGCUGAGCGGGGUUGGGGCCAGCCUUGAGAAGAGGUGGAAGUUUUGUGGCUUUGAUGGGUUGAAAAUGACUUGAGCUUUGACUGAACUCUGGAAACAGUGGGAUGUGGAUGCUGAGAAAACCUGGGAUGCUCCUCCCUCUGUUCCUGAUGAUUCCCUCACACCACAGCCUCGGGGUACGAAGUGUAAAAGUGAAACCAAGUCCAGAGCAGCCCUGAAAGAGCCUUCAACUUCUGCAGCUCCUUUGAUCAGUUAUUUGUUAAUGGGCAAGUGCUGUUCAAGUGUAUUUGAGGAAAAAAGCUCCUGCCUGACCCUUUGAAGCACAGCGUGUUGACUCUGUGUUCUGCCAAUGUUGUAUGUGCUUGUGUGCCCAAAUUCCUCCUCCUCAACCUUCCUUCUGCUAGGAACAGCCACAGACUGUCCUGAAGCAAAAACAAAAGGGCAUCUUCUGGUUUCUAGAUCACCAAAAGGGGAAAAAAAAAAAGGCAUUUUUUAGAUAUUUCUAUGAGUAAAAACCAAGGUUUGUUUAAACAGAAGAUUUAGAUGGCUCAGGGGCCUCUGAGCCAAGGAAUUUGUUCUUUUUUCUGCUGUUUCCUCUGUUAGAAGUUCAGCUGAGGUGGGGGCAAAGGGGAUUCUGGCAGUGCCACUAGUGCUCUGGGUCAGACUGUACAGAAUCUUUUACAUGGGAAGGGUGUUUGAUUUUCUGGGGGUGUGGAUGGAGCAGAGCUACAUCAGCCUGGCUUUUGGUGAUUUUUACCACCCAGGUCCUCCACCUAUUUUGCUUUGGAGGCCAAGCUCAAGCAGCACAGACUCCUCUGCCCCUGAAGUGUCCCAGCACUGUUCCUCACGUUCCUAGUGCAUGCCAGGCUCUUGCCCAGCCGUGCAGAGGUGCAGGGUAGCACAGCUCAGCCCCUCCCAGCCUGCCCAGAGCCCUCUGCAUCCUCGUGCCCCCAGCAGCCCCUCAUUCCCAGCCUGGAAUGAGCUCACCUGCAGAGCUCACAGUCACCCCGUGCACACAUCCCGACGUGUUCCCAGCACGGCAGCUGGCACAGUUCCAGGCCCUCCUGCUUGUUCCCCAUGCCCCAGGUGCCCUACACGUGGGCUCUUGAUCCCACCUCAUCUCUGCAGGAGAAGCCUUGACUCCUGUGUUCCUGUUCUCAGGCACAUCCCCAGCCCCUGGUGUCAUCCUGCCAGGUGCUUGUGCCAUGGCCAAGGUGUGCCCAGGCGAGUACCAGGGGCGUUUCUGGUGUGUCCUGUGUACCUGGCACAGACACCUGGUGUUGUGUGAGCCCAUUCCUCAUCCAAAACCCCAAAAUUCCACUGGUGACGCCAGGCUUGGAGCCAGGUACUGACCUCACCAUUCCCUGCAGUGGGGAGGAUAGAGGAGAGCACUCCCUGUGCUCCUGCUCCCUUUCCCACUCAUCCCAAGGCCCUGAGGGCUCUCCACAUCCUUUGGAUUUCUUCUGCAGCUUCAUCCUCAUUCCUGCUCCCACUGGCAGAGCCUGGCACCAAUUGUCCCCGGGCACUGGGGGAGCCAGGGUGGUCACAGAGGAGACGCCCCUGCUGUGCCAGGUGGGAAUGUGGAACCUGUGCCACCUGUCCCUUGGGGUCAGCCAGGUGGAGAGAGGGCAGGGGGGUGUGUACUCAGUGAGAGCUCUCCUUGGGAAAAUCAGGGAAGAACUUCAGGAAUCGGGACAGUUCCAGAGCCAUGAGAGCAGCUGUGUCUGGAGCACCCUGGAGUCAGGGAAGGUGUGGACUCACUGGGCACAGGGCUGGGCUCCCCAGUGUGGCAGCUCCCGCAGCACAAGGACUCGCUGGGUGCCAGCCUGUGGCUGCGGGGUGGGAGCUGGGAUGGGGCUGGGGCACCACGGGCAGCCAGAGCCCCUUCCUGGGGGGCUGAGGGGGCUGGGGCUGCUGGCACCACCGGGCAGGUUGUUCCAUGGGGCAGCAGGAGGGAGAGGAGCCAGGACCUGCGGAGCAGUGGCUGGUGCUGUGAAAGUGAGUCAGGGCUGGAGCACCCCGGGGUCCUGCUGCUUCCCCUCUCCCAGGGCCUUUCCAGAGGGGCUGAGCUUUCGCCCAGGAGAAAUCCAUCCUGCAGAUGGGCUGCUGAGGUGACACCCAGGGAUGGGUGACAGAGACCUUCCCCACGUGGGCUGUUGCUCUCCCUGCUCCCAGCACUGAACGCUUGCCACACUGGGAGCAGAUUAAAACCCUUUUAAAAACGUUCUGAAUAGUUGUGUCCCUGCAGAUGAAUGCUGUAUUUUUAAGGAAUAAACAUUUUUUAUGGGCAAA
Molecule: messenger RNA, 4356 nt
Organism: Hirundo rustica (Barn swallow)
Lineage: Eukaryota; Metazoa; Chordata; Aves; Passeriformes; Hirundinidae
Gene: ENOX2
Product: ecto-NOX disulfide-thiol exchanger 2
Exons: 15
Coding region: 143-2140 (665 amino acids)
Biological process (GO): ultradian rhythm
Cellular component (GO): external side of plasma membrane; plasma membrane
Molecular function (GO): protein-disulfide reductase activity; RNA binding
Source: RefSeq, a predicted model, not a curated record